AAAACAACGUAUACGCUAUCUCCCUUUACCGCGGAUUGAUUUGCACCCUACAGUCACCUUUUUCAAACUCAGAGCAGUCCAGAGGUUUCGCAUUCCACUUGUCGAAGAAGACUGAAUUAAGACGUGAGAGGCGAUUAUCAUCACUGAUGUCGCAAAUGCUUCAUUGAAGUGAUUAAUCCGAUAUUAACCAGCUGAUUUUGAGGCUCAAAUGCAUUCGAGAAGACGCCUUGGUAACUGUUAGAAGCUCAUCACAGAAAGGAAAAAAGAAGCGGCUGAUAAAAAUCAACUCGAUAAGUGGAAGUUGAGUGAAACAGCGUCAUAUAUAUGAUAGACGAUAUAGUGUUAAUUCCUUGCCUUUCGGCUUAAAUUCCUUCGGCACUAUGUUUGCUGCCUUGCUAGCUCUAAUCUCCUUUUACAUUGCAAUAAGAGUCAGUCUCAGCGAGGUAUCACGAAGAAUAGCAAAAUUUCGACAGUCGUGGAAGCAAGUAGUAAAGACAGAAAGACUCGAAAUCAUGUCUAAGAAAGAGCUCCCAGCAAGACGACGCACAGGAGUUGUGAAUGGCAUAUCAGCCUUUCAAAAGAAUGCUGAACAUCGAAAGUACACCAAAAGAGAACUAUGUUUACCAUUCUUAGACUCGGGUAGCUUGUUUCAAUCAAGGAACGAAAAUUCAAGUAGUGAAACUGAUGUUGGAAGUUCUUGUCGAAUCUCUGAUGACAACAUACUCAACAUGUUAAAAGUACCUACCGAAAAUCAUAAUGCUUCUAUUUUUGAUCGGUUAUUUCAUCAAAUAUCUUUCAUCCUGCGUAAAGAUGCCAAAGUUUCAUAUCCAGAUGUCUCAGAAAAGGUUUUAUCUGCAGACAGGGUGAAAACUGCUAUUAAAACAUCUGUAAUGGAAGAUUUAAAAGGACAAGAUAUCAAAGAAUCUGGUAUCAUAGCAGCUCAAGUAACUCAUAAGCAAAGAGCCGUUCAUGUUCUUCAUCAAAUGAGAUCUUGCAUUUCAUCUUUCUUAUUGAAAAUUGCUGCUUGGGUUAUGUAUAAGCUUCUUGGGAAAAUGUUGGAUGGUAUUGAAGUGCGCAAAGAUCAAAUAGAAACUCUGAAGAAAGUUGCAGAGGAAAAUGUUCCAAUGAUAUAUCUACCGUUGCAUCGAAGCCAUCUUGAUUAUAUUCUAGUUACUUUUAUUUUAUUCAUGAAUGACCUCAGAGCUCCUCUAGUUGCUGCUGGAAAUAAUUUAAUGAUUCCAUUUUUUGGUGCUCUACUUAGGGGAUUAGGAGCCUUUUUUAUAAAGCGAAAACUGGAUCCUCAAAAUGGACAGAGAGAUUAUGUAUACAGAGCUGUCCUUCAUACAUAUAUGGAAGAAAGUUUAAAAGCUGGUCACAGUUUGGAAUUUUUCAUUGAAGGUGGCAGAUCUCGUACUGGCAAAGCCGUUUUACCUAAAGCAGGAUUACUCUCCAUAGUUGUUGACACAUUAAUGUCAGGUGGCAUAAGAGAUGCAUAUAUAGUACCUAUCGCUAUGAGUUAUGAAAAGCUACUGGAUGGAAAUUUUGUCUCUGAACAGUUGGGUAGACCUAAAGAAAUGGAAAGUUUUUCUUCUGCAAUACAAGGUAUUUGGCGAACUCUCCAUUCAAACUAUGGAACUGUCAGAGUCGACUUUUGUCAGCCGUUUUCUCUAAAGGAUUUCUUAAUUGCUGCAGAAUACUCUUAUAAUUCUCCAGUUAGAACAUUGCAGCCAUGCUUACUUCCUCAAAAUCAGUGCUUUUUUAACCAUAACAUGAAAUCCAGACGCAGAUCCGAGUAUGGUACAGAAGUUGUAUCAGAAGAUCAUAGGCAACUCAUUAAAGAUUGUGCUGACUAUGUAGUGUAUACUGCGUUUAGUGCCUAUUCUGUGAUGUCUACAAAUGCGUUGGCGUUUUUAUUUCUUACAAAACAUAGAAAGGCAACUUCAUUUGACCACUUAGUAAAUAGCAUGGAUUGGAUUAGAGAAGAAAUUGUUAAACGAAAUAAGACCAUUAGUUAUUUUGGUGACUCUGCUGAGAUGAUUAGAAGAUCCACUAAAUUAUUAGGAAAGAAGCUUGUAACUUUAGAUGCAAUAAAAAUGGAUUGGUACUCCAACAAUAACAGGAAAACUGUCUACUAUAAACCGUCGGUAAACUUACCAGAUGUCUUAGAGCUUCAGUACUAUGCAAAUUCUGUUGUCCCAGUUUUUCUACUUGAAAGUAUCAUAGUAAAUGCAAUUUAUUCUUUACUCCCUGAGGAAUCCAGGAAAAAUGCCGAUGAUAGAAAAGAUUAUGUGCUCAGAAAAGAUAUACUAAAAUACUCAUUAGAACUUUCUAGUAUUUUGCAAUAUGAGUUCAUUUUUUCUCCACCUGGGACAGGCAUUUGUACGGUAUUGAAUGCUACUAUAGAUGAUCUACUCGACAAUUCAUUACUUCAUAUAAAAAAAUCAGAUGUAGAUAAAAAUGAUUCACUUAUUCUUAAUGAUUCGAAAAUGGAUGAUUUUUUUGCUUACGGUAAUCAUGCUGAGCUGCAACAAGAAAUAAAGCUAAAUCUAGAUGAUGGUAAUAACACUGUUCAGUUUCUGCAAUGUGUUUUGUCACCUUUCAUAGAAUCUUAUUUCUUAGUUGCUGGUGUGUUAUAUAAACUUAUUGAUUCAGAAAUGGAAGAGACACAAUUACUUCAAGAUAUCAAAAAUCUUGGGCUAAAGAAAAUUCAUUUGGGGCAGAUAUUCCAUGAAGAAUCCCUUGGCUUGGACACUCUGAAAAAUGGUUUGAAACUGUUUGAAAGUUGGAAAAUACUAAAUGUUAGAACUCAUAACUCUCAGAAAAUGUAUAGUUUGCAAUCGUAUUACAAUGAUUUUGCCAAGAUAGAAGAUGUUGUCAACAGGAUAGGAAAGUACAAAAAGUAGCUUGAUGUUUGUGCAAUAUUUUUAUAGUGAUGGAAUAUUUCUGGUAAAAUAUUUCCAAUAAAAUGCUGUUUUGUAUUUUUAAAACAAGAUUUUUCGAUCUUGCCAUCUGAACUUAGAUAGAGGAUCAUGUUGAACAUUGUUUUAUAUAAUUCUACCCUUUUUGAAUUUUUUUACAGUGCUAAAGAACUUGAAAUAUCACAAACUUUACUAUUUUUUAAGAUGAUUUUGAACUGGAAAUGGCUCAUUUACAUUUUAAUAUUUGUGAGUUGUGUGUAUGUGAGUGCAUGUGAAAUGAAUGAAAUGGUUUAUAUGCUAUUUUCUUGUAUCAAGAAUUUAUCUUUUAAAUCUAUUUUUGAAUGUAAAUUUUAAAGUUAUGGAUGUUGCAUUGUAUUAUUUAUUUUAAUAAAAGGGAAAUAAUCUGUUUCAAAAAAAUCCUUUUGUUGUACAGAUAUUCACAUGUAAAUUGUAUUUUUAACAUACAAGAGUAUAUUUUUUAUGUUUUCUUUAAUGUGUCGCAUUAAUAAAAGCAAUUAUAAGAAAACUCUUUUAAAAGAGUUGACAUAGUAAUUGCUUUAGUUUUAUCCCAAAACACGAACUUCUGUGAUACUCACUUGGAAUUUGCUUCGAAUCUUCAAUGAAUUGAAUUGUUUUUUGUUUGUAAAUGGUUUUCUUUUAAAUAAAAGCAUAAAUUGUUUGUAUAAUCUUGUUAUUGGCAGCUAUAGAAUUGUCCUUCUAUUUUCAUUACUUUUUUUGUAUGUCAUACUUUUAUUAUGGCACAAUACAUUUUGAAGGUAGAGAAACAUGUUAUAAAAUUAAUAUGAAAACAUGUUUAAGGUAUUCUUUUCUCAAAAAGUCUCGAAAUUAUUGUUUAUUUAAUCUAUCUAUACUGAAUGUGAUUAAAUUGAACAUUGUUAUAAUGUUAUGAUGCUUUAACUGUUAGUGAAAUUUUCUAUAAUCCUUGAAUCCUUGCUAAAUUUGAAUUCUAUUUCAUCUUUUAAGCAUACCUAUUUUAAUGAAAAAGUUAAAUAUUAAUGAAAAUUUGUAAACAAUCCUUAUAUAUAAAUUACUUGUUAUAAUUUAAUAAAUAAGUGUUGAAUCCAUAUCAAAUAUAUUUUAUAGCAGACCAAUAAGGGUAUUUCAAAUAUAGAUGUACAAAUGCUUGCCAAAAAAUGUCUUGUUAUGUUUAGUCGUUUACAAAAUCUGCCCUAAACAAACCUGAUCAAACCACUUAAAGCCCAGAUUAAUUCCAAGUUUGGAUUUCAGUUCUUUUCUUUUAUAUUAAAAAUACUAAAAUUGAAAUAAAUUUUUAAUUAAAUUUAAAAAGUUAUAAAUGUAUCGGUAACAACCAGUAAAAGUCAUAAUUCAAUUUAUCAUAUUGACCGGUUAUUAUUAAAAAUAACCAAUUAAUCAUAUUAUCGUAACAUAUAUAUUAAAAGAUUCUUAAAAUAUCAAUAAAUAUUUUUGUAUUCAUCGUAUUACUUCGAAGAUAAGUUAAAAGCGAAACAUGGAUUCAAAAUGAGGAUACUUAGACUUCAAAAUUUGUGUACUGGAUGAUAUAAAGCCAGAUGAAAAUUGCUUAGGAUUUUGGGAUUGUUAGAGAAAGCAAAAAGGAAAUAAUAAAAUACUUUCAAUCUUAUAAAAAAACUGAAAUGUAGCAGUCAUAUAGUUACUGUUUACUCAGGAUAAGAAAACAAAUUUUAACAACAAAAGCAGCAUAGAAACGUUUUUUUAAUUUCUGUAACUUCGAUAUUUGCAGAAUUAAGAAACAUAAUAAAUUUAUUACAAUAUUUUGGAGUCCUAUAAUAUUUUGUGUAAUGGUAUAAAAAUACAUGAAACAACAUUUGUGUUCUUUGCAUUUACUUGGGUACAGGAGCUAAUUUUGUCGUAGUAAGAAAAAUAAUCUUUCCCAUUCUUUGAUUUUCAUACUGUAAAAACGAAAAUUCUUUGUACUAUACCUUUUUAUCUGGACUUUUAGAUGGUGCAUUUCAGAGUGUUUUCUUUGGGAGUUAGAAAAUCUUGUUACAGCAUUCAAAUAUUAAAUAACUUUAAGUGUAUUUUAUGUUUGCUGUUAUAUAUUCAAAAAUAAGAUCCUGGAUUA
Messenger RNA from Argiope bruennichi, 5001 nucleotides. Its product is annotated as glycerol-3-phosphate acyltransferase 1, mitochondrial-like. The transcript has 22 exons. Gene Ontology annotation, cellular component: mitochondrial membrane. Bases 381 to 2903 code for a protein of 840 amino acids. Lineage: Eukaryota; Metazoa; Arthropoda; Arachnida; Araneae; Araneidae. The record is from RefSeq and is a predicted model, not a curated record.